Protopolystoma xenopodis is the source of this 303-nucleotide messenger RNA. The record is from the annotation of a GenBank genome assembly. Lineage: Eukaryota; Metazoa; Platyhelminthes; Monogenea; Polystomatidea; Polystomatidae.
AUGCUUAUGCUUUUAUUCCUUCUUCGACGACAUGGAAUUGGGUCACCAAGGCUCCCUUCCAAACGUACCAAUCUCCAACUCCUAUCAGGUAUGCAUUUUACUGUAGUCAGCGAUGGUCAGCUUCACAUUUCAGGCAUUAUCUGCGACGAAUAUGGGCCGAAGAGUAAUGCAAACCAUGGAAACUCGAGCCCUGUCCUCUCGACAGGCGAACAGUCAACGAGCGCAAACAACCAUACACUCGACAUUACAGAUGCUUGCGCAGCCACCUUCAGGGCCAUGAUCCAUCGACAAGCUACAACAUAA